CGCUGUGAGGGGGCGGAGCUUCUGUGUGGUGCCUGGAGAAGAGCACACAUCGCACUGUGACCUGACUGACCAGUCCGGACCUGACCUGAACCGCCCCCGCCCCUGACUGCGCCCUGCCAGCAGCAAAAACAGUUUGUAAUAAAGAAUGGCGUUUGCGUCUACUUCAUACAACCGCCCUUAUGACAACUUUGAUGCCAAGAAAUAUUUGGACAGGUUCUAUAGCAUGGACCCUGAAACCCCGGAAAUCUAUAAAGACUUAAAGUUUUUGCUGACGUUUCAUAGUGAUGUAUUUUCUUCAGGUCAUGUGAAAGGUCAUAGCCUCAUCGAGAUUGGUGCUGGUCCCUGCAUACUUUUUGCACUGUCUGCAUGUGAAGUUUUUGAAAAGAUCUAUCUGACUGAUUAUUUACAAGGCAACCUAGAUGAAAUUAAGAAAUGGCUAAAUAGUGAAAAUGAUGCUUUCGAUUGGUCUCCCUACUUAAAAUUUGUGUGUGACCUCGAAAACAAUGGAUCAAUCCCUAGUGGGAAGGAAGAGAAGAUAAGAAGAAUGGUCUCUCUCAUGAAGUCUGAUGUCACCAUGAACAACCCACUUCAUCCCAGUUCCCUGCCUUUAACAGACUGUGUAAUGGUUACCAGUUGCCUUUCGAGUGCUUGCAAAACUUUUGCAGACUUUAAAAUUGUUGUUAAGAAUGUUGUAUCUCUGCUGAAACCAGGAGGACAUCUGAUUCUUAGUGAUUACUUAGGCGCUUCAUAUUACUGGGUAGGAGAGGCAAAGCUUCCACUUUUGGCAAUUGAUGAGCACGUUGUCCGGGAAGCAGUGGUGGAGAGCGGGUGCAAAAUUGAAGAGUUUCAAAUGUUUAAAGAGUUUGAUAUACCAGAGGAGGUAUUUGAUUGUAAAAUUGUUUUCUGUCUUCUUGCCCAUAAACUUUAAGGUACAUGGAAGAAUUCAGGAUGAAAUGUGGUGUCUACUUAGCAGAUUUAUGCGUACCUCAUAGGGAUCCAGAGAUUUCCACAUUCAUUGCAUCAAUUGUUUUGCUAGAUUUAUUUCAGGUUAGCAGCUCAGGGCAUGUUUCCUUUCCAUUGCAGCUCUCCCUGUAACUACUACAUUUUCUAAGAUAAGAUAUGACUGGUGAAAAUUGAAGAUUUAAACUGUGUGACCACCACAGUGAGGUUGACAGGAAAUAAGGAAAAGAACAAACAUCAGGUGGCGCGAUACAGAUACAUUUUAUCGAAUAGCUCAGUGGUUAUACUACGUUUAAUUACAUGGAAUUAUAAAAAUAUUCAGAUGCAGGUGUUUACUUGAAAAAUGUAGAAUAUUUAUCAUGGCAUAACCCC
Messenger RNA from Bufo bufo (common toad), 1332 nucleotides. RefSeq names its product nicotinamide N-methyltransferase-like. The transcript has 5 exons. The record is from RefSeq and is a predicted model, not a curated record. Gene Ontology annotation, molecular function: N-methyltransferase activity. Lineage: Eukaryota; Metazoa; Chordata; Amphibia; Anura; Bufonidae. Gene Ontology annotation, cellular component: cytosol. The coding region runs from base 146 to 928 and encodes 260 amino acids.